Phytophthora nicotianae INRA-310 is the source of this 1299-nucleotide messenger RNA. RefSeq lists its product as hypothetical. Lineage: Eukaryota; Oomycota; Peronosporomycetes; Peronosporales; Peronosporaceae. The record is from RefSeq and is a predicted model, not a curated record. The transcript has 3 exons. Bases 1 to 1299 code for a protein of 432 amino acids.
AUGCGUCGUGUGUGCGCUGACCAAGCCACACAAGAUGCGGGGAAGGCUAUCACGUAUCAAGGACUUAACCGCGUGACGAUCAUGGAGACUGGUGCUCAUGAGACGCUGGUGAAGGAGCCCCAAAAGGUCAAGUUGACUCCACGUCUGAAGGAUUACGGUCGUGAAAUGGUGACGCAAGGCCUCAAGCCCUCUCGAAUUCGCAAUGGAAUGGCUCGACGAUUUGGAUUUACUGAGUCGGGGUUGCCGACGCUGCGUCAGGUGCAAUGGUUCGUCAGCAGCUAUUCGAAGAAGAAUCUCCACCGCAAUGACGACUAUGGCGAAAUCCUGAGCCAAAUCCAUCAGCUGGCGUAUGGUUCGACCGUCUCGGACACGAACCCAUUUUCGUUUGGUUGGAAACGUGAUGGCCGCGGCAAACCAGAUGGGGGGAACGGCUAUGACGAAAAACCAUAUUUAGUUGGGCUGACAACUAAACGUCUUUUACUGAAUGCGGCUCGCGACCCGGAGUCGUUCGUUUUCCACGUGGAUGCCACCUUCAAGUUGAACCAAGUCGGGUAUCCUGUCAUCGUGUGUGGGAUCUCUGACAAGUGUCGCUCAUUUCACCUCAUAGCACUUUUCAUUACGUCGCAACGCUUGGAGGACAUUUACGUGACGGUGCUGACUGAACUGCGCAGGAUUUUUGCUUCAGUGUCGGGUGGGCGUCAACUGGUGGUCAAGUUCGUCAUGGUCGAUGCUGAAGCUGCUCAACAGAACGCAGAGGUACGCGUCUUCGUUCACGAAAAACUGGUGAGUGUACCUGAUCGAUUACGUGACCAGGUGAUGGCGGACGUUUACGACCUGCAUUUUGCGGCUAGCCAAGAUGUCUAUGACGAACAAGUGAAAACGAUUCUAACGAGUUGGUCAGACGAAGAGCAGAUGGUAUGGUUCCGAGUCUAUUUCGAACGCACGUGGGUGACGAGCGCGUUUUGGCGAUGGCAAUGCUUUUAUACACCUAGUGGAUACGCCACCACAAACAAUCCGGUGGAACAGUUUAACCAUUUGAUCAAGCGUGACUACACACUGCGGGCCAAACAUAAGAUCGGGACGCUGAUCCAGUUGCUGGCGGAUUGUUGCGGACAUCAGUCAGUGACUCCAAGAAUCUUCAAGGAAUCCCCUGAGGCCACCCAACAGUUAAAUACAAGGGUUAAGGAUUUUCACCGCCGCGAUCUUCUUGUGGACAUAACUGCGAGCCGAUCCAGUAUCGAGUUUCUACUUGUUUCCCCCAACCCAGACGUGGUUAGGGUGGCUGGAACGUGGAUUUGA